CUACACUUAGCUGCUAGGGUUAGGGAUUUUUCCAAAGAGGAAGGGGACAGAGAAGACAUCAAUCACAAAAUCAGCAGCGAGACGAGACGAGACCAGACGAGACGAGAGAGAAACCAAAGCAAAGCGAAGCGAAAGCCAUUUUUGUUCCUGCUAAUAUAACCCAAAGCCUACCACCACACACCUUCCUACCCCCUUCAGUCGCUCUUCUUCUCCUUCUCCUCCUCCUCCUCCUCCUUUCUCCAAGAACUCUUAUUGACAAGCAGCAGCAGCACACAGAGAAACCCUAGAACCCACCACCACCCACACCACAGAGAUUGCCAAACAGAGACAUUCCCCCCCAUUUGAUAGGAUACCACACCCUUCUCCUCCACCGGAGAUCGCAAUUUCAAUCCCCCACCCUUCCCCGCCGUGCAGGAACCCUAGGAUUUGGGGACUGCUCACCCUCCUUUUCCCUUCCCCGUACACUACCCCCGGUUUCGUGGGUUGCUGCUCUCCCUAGGGUUGCGGUUUCUCUCUGGGUGUGGAUUCUCGAGCGGGAGCGUGCUGUUCCGUUCAGGGAGAUUUCUGUCCUGUCCUAUCCUAUCUCGCGGUAAUCAGUUAUAAGCUGAGCCUGUAACGGAGGCCGCCGGGAGGGGGGGUCUCCUCCGGUGUUCUCGUCCUGGUUCUGUCAGCCUGGAGGGGUAAUCGUUUCUCGGAUGGAAUUGGGCUCGUCGUUGUAGACUCCAGUAUCCUCACCGCAUGGUGGUUGCGGCAUUCUUCUGACUGACUGACCAUUCAUUGGUUUUGGUUCUGGAACCAUGGGAUUGUGGCCUGCAUAGCAGUUCCAUUUCUGCAUUGUGAGGAAGAUAACCCUAGUUACCCCAUAUAGACCAGUUUUGGUGCUUCGGGUGUUUGUGGAUUGUGCCGAGCCGAAAGGGGGCGGCAUACCGUUUUUUCGGUGCCUUUGAGUGGUGAAAUGAAGCUGUUCGUUGCUGAGUGAGAAGUUUGGAUUUGCCAUUUAUGAGAGUCUUAUAGGAAAGAAAUUGGAUUCUGGUGGUUCGGUGAAAGUGGGAUUGGACUGCAUUUGGUACGGGGAAAGACUUGACAGUUUUGUAUUUGGCUCGAGAAGAUUGACAUAGAAGAAAGAAAGAAAGAAAGAAUCGGGAUUCCUUUUUUCCAUUUUUUUGCUUUCCUUUAUGAUGUUUGUCAAUAAGUAUGGAUAGAAGUGAGCCUGCACUGAUUCCAGAAUGGCUGAAAAGCAGUGGAAGUGCCACCAGUGGUGGUUACGGGAACCACCAAUAUUCAUCUUCUUUGCACUCAGAUGAUCAUUCUCUAUCAAAGCACGCUAGAAAUAAGUCGUCCUUUGUCAAUAGUGAGCAUGAUGGGAGCCGAUCUUUUGGUUCUGAAAAAACUACUUCCACCUAUUUCCGACGGAGUACUAGCGGCAAGGAUUCUUCCCACUCAAGGUCCUACAGCAGUUUCAAUAGAAGCCACCGGGACAGGGAGUGGGAGGAUGGGCCGGACUUCAGGGACAAGGACAGGUCCAUUCCGGGUGACCACAGGCACCGCGAGUACUCUGACCAUAUAGGCGGUGUAUUGCCUGGUAAAUUUAGUAAGGAAACUUUACGGCGCUCGCAGUCUAUGGUUAGCAGGAAGCCUGAAGGGAACUUGCCAAAGAAGGUGGCUGGUGAUUCUGGCGAUGCCAGCAACAGCAACAAUCAUAUAAAGAGCAGCUCGCUGCUCCUUCCCAGUGGCAGUGUUCCAAGUAGCAUGCAAACCUCGUUUGGGCGAGACUUUCCUUCUCUUGGAGCAGACCAGAAGCAAAGCUCUUCUGAGUUAAGGAGAGUCCCUUCUCCCGUUCUGCCUAGUGCUGUUCACAGUCUACCAGGUCCUGGUGCUGGAGUAAUUGGGGCAGAUGGAUGGACUUCAUCUCUGGCUGAGGUACCUGGAGUAAUUGCAAGCAGCAGCACUGGUAGUUUGCCGUCUCAGCAAGCAGUCUCUGGAGGCUCGGUCCCUCUGGCUCAAAGAGUGGGUGGGCUUAAUAUGGCAGAAGCAGUGGCCCAAGGUCCCUCUCGUGCUCGAACGCCUCCACAGGUGUCUGUUGACAGUCAAAGGCUCGAAGAGCUUGCUAUUAAACAAUCUAGGCAACUAAUUCCAGUGAUACCAUCCACCCCCAAACCUGUGUUGCUCGGUCCUUCGGACAAAUCAAAGCCAAAGACUGGGCAGCAGCAAUCUCAGUUCUUGACUUCACAGAGCAAUCAAAGCCUUCGUGGUGGUUCUGCGAAGUUCGAUUCUGGAAAGACAUCUAGCAAUCUGGGCAAGCUGCAGGUGUUGAAACCAGCCCGAGAGCUUAAUGGCGUCACUUCAACUGUGGUGAAGGAGAACUUGAGCCCCAAAAAUGGUGUCAAAGUUGUAAAUACUCCUCUAAGUCUAAAUCCAGCAGCAACUGCUGCAUCUGCUCCCCUCAGAAUUCCUGCGAAUAUCCAAAACUCAGCAGGUCCUGAGCGCAAGUCUCCAACAAUAUCUGCGAACUUAGAGAAAAGACCGUCGUCUCUGCAGGGCCAGAGCCGAAGUGACUUCUUCAACCUUCUAAAGAAGAAGUCCUCUUCCUCUGCAAGCAAUUCUCCUGCUGGGAAUGAGGCCAUGUCUUCUGCACCAGACAAGGCCCUCGGCUCAGUUGCUGAAGAUUCUGCAGCUGCUGCUACCGGUGUUGCUGAUUCUUUGACUUCAGAGAGCAAGCUGGACCAUUCCUCUGACUUGCCGACUGAGAAUGGUGGUAAGGUAAUGGCCAAUGGAGAAGGCAACGAAGGGAUGCACUACCUCAAUGGGAAUGGAGAGGAUCAGUCAGACAUUGAUGUUCCUUAUCCUGAUGAGAAAGAAGCUGCAUUUUUACGGUCGCUGGGGUGGGAGGAGAAUGCUGGAGAAGAUGGAGGCCUUACUGAGGAUGAGAUACGCACUUUCUAUGAGUUCAUGAAGAUGAGGCCGAGGCCGGAACCGAUCGGGUUGCAGCUGAAAGUGAAUAACAAAUAACGGGAGCUGUGUGGGUUCAUCAACUGGGCUGAACUUGUCUUAGAAAUUUUGAUCUGCCGCCUACCUGCCUUUGACUUGGGGAGGAAAAGUAGUUUCUGGCUUUUGUUUUUUUUUUUGUUUUGUUCUCUCUUUUUUGGGGUCCAUUUUGAUGAUCAUCACCAGAGGAAUUAAAUAGAAAAAAAAAAAAAAAAAAAGAAAAAGGAAAAUAGUUUCUAUUUUUUUGUUAACCCCUUCUUCUUUUUCCCCACCUUCCCUUUUUGGCUGGGCCUCUUCCUGUGAUCUUCUCUUCUGCAGCUUCUGUAUACACCUCGGUGUCUUUUAACGUCGGGAAUAUAUUAGCUCAGGAAAAUGCGAUCGUGUAAUUGGGCACUUAAAAGUGCAACGGCAAGGGAAAAUGAAGAUUGCUCUUGGGUUUGACGUUC
This is a messenger RNA of Punica granatum (pomegranate), 3431 nucleotides long. Lineage: Eukaryota; Viridiplantae; Streptophyta; Magnoliopsida; Myrtales; Lythraceae. The record is from RefSeq and is a predicted model, not a curated record.